GCUUCGGUAAACGACUGUAUUUUGAAUGCGAUGGAUACAUUUAUGGAGGAAACUUGCAUCUCGUUUGAACCAGCAACUGAAAAUGCUGUAGUGUUCAUGCAGUCCGGACACUGUUCAUGGCAAGAGUCGAACAAUACGGUACAUAUGGCCACUGAAUGCACAAAUGAAGAAACAUGUUAUCUGAUCCUAUCGCAAGUGUUAGCCGUCGAGACACCUGCCCAUCACUCACACAUUCCUCGUCUUUUGAACCUCAAAUACAAUUGUACAGAUCGUUGUACAUUGAUCUGCGAAAAUGGUGGAACGGUGACGAACAGUUGCGAAUGCGAGUGUGGUUACGGGUUUACCGGCGACAGAUGCCAAACUUUACAGAAACAGCAUCUCUUUAACGAUCCAUCUUGUGGUGUUGUCAAGGGAUCUCAAGCUGCUUUGAGUUCUUAUCCACGUCCAACAAAAGGUCCAAUAUUCUGUCAAUGGUUAAUCAAAGCACCGCCAUCAGACUACAUCGAAUUUUCAAUACAAGAUCUUGAUCUUGAUUCCGAAAAAGUUUUCCAAACUGAAUCUUGCAAUGACGUAUUUAACAUUUGGGGAUCUCAGCAAAUUACAAAUCCAAUACCGUGUGACGCUGCCAAUGUUGAAAGUCUUAUUGGGAAAACCUUCAAAAGUGAUUCUGACUGGGUUUUGAUAGAAUUGAGAAUGAAUCCAUGGUCUGAGAUGGCUCAUAAGGGGCCUCUAGUUAAAUAUCGUUAUGUUACACCGUCAUCUCAUAAAGGUUUUAAAAACAGAUUUAUUUUUUUUCUUUUGAAGAAAUAA
Molecule: messenger RNA, 810 nt
Organism: Enterobius vermicularis (human pinworm)
Lineage: Eukaryota; Metazoa; Nematoda; Chromadorea; Rhabditida; Oxyuridae
Source: the annotation of a GenBank genome assembly